CUCAAAAUUUUCCUAUAUAACGCUUUGGAAGUCCCUCCAAAAUUCCCAAUAUCGGAUGCAAUUCUAACGAUUCCAAGCAAACAAGGCCACUGAUUUUCUCUUCCUACACGCUGAGGCCUACCGCCCACCAUAUAGCCCUCAAAUUUCGUAUCCGCAGCCAAAAAUCGCCAUUUCUAAGGAGUAGAAGAUGAGGCUGUUGAGGGUAGCUACCUGUAACUUGAACCAGUGGGCGAUGGACUUCGACUGCAACUUAAAGAACAUUAAGGACUCCAUUGCUAAGGCCAAAGAAGCUGGUGCCGUUAUUAGACUCGGACCUGAGCUUGAAAUCACUGGCUAUGGAUGUGAAGAUCACUUCUUGGAGCUCGAUACUGUCACUCACGCAUGGGAUUGCUUGAAAGAAAUUCUGCUCGGGGAUUGGACAGAUGGGAUAUUGUGCAGCUUCGGGAUGCCUGUUAUUAUGGGAUCAGAACGUUACAACUGUCAAGUUUUGUGUUUGAACAGGCAAAUUAUAAUGAUACGCCCGAAAAUGUGGCUUGCUAAUGAUGGUAAUUACAGGGAGCUUCGAUGGUUCACUGCGUGGAAGCACAAUGAUCAGCUUGUGAACUUUCAUCUCCCAAAUGAAGUUUCAAAGGCUAUAAAUCAGGAUUCAGUGCCUUUUGGUUAUGCUUUCAUUCAGUUUUUAGAUACAGCUGUUGCUGCUGAAGUUUGUGAAGAACUUUUCACCCCUAUCCCUCCUCAUGCUGAGCUUGCCCUUAAUGGGGUUGAAGUAUUUAUGAAUGCGAGUGGGAGUCACCACCAAUUGAGGAAGCUUGAUCUACGUCUUCGUGCUUUUAUAGGUGCUACUCAUACCCGAGGAGGAGUUUACAUGUACAGUAAUCACCAAGGAUGCGAUGGUGGCCGCCUUUAUUAUGAUGGAUGUUCUUGCAUUGUUGUAAAUGGAGAAGUGGUUGCUCAAGGAUCACAAUUUUCUUUAAGGGAUGUUGAGGUCGUAGUUGCCCAAUUAGAUCUGGAUGCGGUUGCUAGCCUAAGAGGAUCUAUAAGUAGUUUUCAAGAACAAGCAAGUUGCAAAACCAGAGUAUUAUCAAUAGCAGUGCCGUACAAUCUCUGUCAGCCCUUUAACCUUCAAAUGUCUCUUUCCAGUCCCCUUAAGAUCAACUAUCAUUCUCCUGAAGAGGAAAUAGCCUUUGGCCCUGGUUGCUGGCUCUGGGACUAUCUGCGAAGAAGUGGAGCUUCUGGAUUUCUGCUUCCUCUUUCUGGCGGAGCAGAUAGCUCCUCUGUGGCUGCUAUUGUUGGCUGCAUGUGCCAACUUGUUGUUAAAGAGAUUGCAAAUGGGGAUGAACAAGUCAAAGCUGAUGCAAUACGAAUUGGACAUUACACCAAUGGGCAAUUUCCUACCGACAGCAAAGAAUUUGCAAAGCGCAUAUUUUAUACUGUAUUUAUGGGGUCUGAGAACAGUUCUGAAGCUACAAGACAGCGGGCAAAGGUUCUAGCAGAUGAGAUUGGUUCAUGGCACCUUGAUGUGUCAAUAGAUGGUGUUAUUUCUACAUUGCUAUCCUUGUUUCAAACUCUAACUGGAAAGCGGCCCCGUUAUAAGAUAGAUGGUGGCUCCAACACUGAGAAUCUGGGGUUGCAGAAUAUUCAAGCUCGGAUCAGAAUGGUGCUAGCAUUUAUGUUAGCCUCACUCUUGCCUUGGGCUCAUAAUAAAACAGGAUUUUAUCUUGUUUUGGGUAGCUCUAAUGUGGAUGAAGGAUUGCGUGGUUACCUGACAAAGUAUGAUUGUAGCUCGGCUGAUAUAAAUCCAAUUGGAAGUAUUAGCAAGCAGGAUCUUCGAUCAUUUCUGCGAUGGGCUGCCAUCCAUCUUGGUUACUCAUCCUUGGCAGAAGUUGAAGCAGCACCUCCAACUGCUGAAUUGGAGCCUAUACGUUCGAACUACAGUCAGCUUGAUGAAGUUGACAUGGGAAUGACAUAUGAGGAACUCUCAGUUUAUGGAAGGUUGCGAAAAAUUUUCCGCUGUGGACCGGUGUCAAUGUUUGAGAAUCUUUGCUACAAAUGGGGUUCAAGAUUAACUCCAUUAGAGGUGGCUAAUAAAGUGAAACACUUCUUCAAGUACUAUUCCAUUAAUCGCCACAAAAUGACCGUCUUAACACCUUCCUAUCAUGCUGAGAGUUAUUCACCAGAGGAUAAUAGGUUUGAUCUUCGUCAGUUUCUGUACAAUGCGAGAUGGCCCUAUCAAUUCCGUAAGAUUGAUGAAAUUGUUGAGGAAUUAGAUGGGCACAAAGUUGCUCUCAAAUCAGAUGACAAGGAAAAACUGGGAGCUUCUUCAAACGGGGUAGGGAUGGGGGUUGUAGCCGCAGGCUCAGGUGAUCCCAAAGCUGGCCUUCAAUUUUGAAGAGCGAGGUAGUAGCUUUCAUCACAGCUAAUAAUCUGCAAAAAAAAAAAUGGUUUGCAGCAUUUCAUUCAAAAAGAAAAUGUGAUGAAAUUAGUGUCCAUCUUGAUUUUUUAAAUCAAAGGCAUACAACAUAGUUUUCUUGCCA
Molecule: messenger RNA, 2534 nt
Organism: Manihot esculenta (cassava)
Lineage: Eukaryota; Viridiplantae; Streptophyta; Magnoliopsida; Malpighiales; Euphorbiaceae
Product: glutamine-dependent NAD(+) synthetase
Exons: 13
Coding region: 188-2389 (733 amino acids)
Biological process (GO): NAD+ biosynthetic process
Cellular component (GO): cytoplasm
Molecular function (GO): NAD+ synthase (glutamine-hydrolyzing) activity; ATP binding; glutaminase activity
Source: RefSeq, a predicted model, not a curated record